AUGGAAUACGAAAGAUUUUGCAAUCCAGUUUUUCGCAUUACAUUCCUCAUCUCCGGUUCUGCUCAACAGGCAAAUUGCGAAGCAUUAUGGGCCCGGUUCAGUGAAGCAGCCGACGAAGCGUACGCUAUAGCAAAUCGUCGAGACUGGCAUGUGGACUCGAAUGACGACGGGGUCGUCGUGAAACGCGUUUACCUGCCCACUUACAAACGAUCCGUCAUUCUCGGCGAGACGAUCUUGAACAUAAGUCCUGAAGAUGGGCUGUACCUGUACUGGGACGACGGGAAAGAUAUCCCGAACUGGAACCCAGAAAUCAGCUACCUGGAGGAUGUCGUGGAAAUAGCACCGGAGCUCAGAGUCAGUUAUCAAGUUGGCUCUUCGAAGCUUGGCGGCUUGAUAAAGCCACGCGACUUCCUAGUACUUACAGGAUGGCUGGAACGCAACCGGAACUACUACGUGGUCUACACCAACAUCACGAACGAGUACCGACCGAAGCCCAUAGAAUCGCACUACGUUCGAGGACAGAAUGGACCGAGUUUGAUCGCUUUCGAGCGGGUGCCCACGGAUCCGAACAAGACCCUGUUUCGCUACUUGCUCAACGUGGACAUGAACCACGGUAGCUGGUUCAUCAUCCCACGCAGCGUUUACGAAAAGGCGACUUCGGCCGCCAUCAGGGACUACUUGCAAUACGUUCGCGACCGCACGAACCGCGUCCCACUCUUCAGCCCGCCGCGAAAGUCAAUCCGUCCACACCACACAAACUUGUUUUAGCAAUGACGGGGACAAACCGAGUUACUCCGAGGAGUUCGGGAUUCUCGAGGCACUGUGAUUUUCUUUUCCGCGCUCCCACAAUUGAACUGAAAGCCAAAAAAAAAGAUGGAGUGAAGGGAAAAGAGCGCGCGUAUUACAUAAAUGCAACCGGGGCGCACUUCAGUUUUCUCUCGGCAGAAACUAUCCCUGUGAAUCUCGGUUGAUAACUUUCGGAACUGUUGGAAGCACUUUUUAAGCAAUGUACUCCUUCGUUUAUAAACUCACUUUAGUCGCGUUCCGGAUAUCUGGAAGGAAAUAACUCCCAAGACCAGCAGUGGUUCCCAACCUGUGCGUCCAAGAGAUCGGCCUUUUCACCGGUCAGCGCUAGCUAUAUAAAAACAGUAAAAAGAAAAGCUGCAUGAAGUAAAUUGAAAUGAAGAUCCUGUAACAGUAAACACAACUGAUUAAACGUAGUAUAAUAAUUUUAAAGAUGUCCUAUGCAAGGACUUUCGCAACUCAAGAAAAUCACAAUGUUUCUAUAUUUCGCACCAUGAAUGUUAGUGUUCAGACAGUUAAACGCAGCAAAAUACAUAUUCAUGCUGGUAGGUAUCAGUGGAAGUUAAAAUUAAUCUUACUUGAUUAAAGAUUAACAAUUACCUCUUUACAAUCCCGUCUUCUGAGUUCCUCCUGUGUUCACGUAAGUCCUGGGGAGAGUAACUGUAAUCAGAUCUGCUGUCAUAGCUCCUAUGGGUGUCUUACAUAAAUAAAUUCAUGUAAUGUAUAGGAAAUAGUAUACAGCACAUGAAUCCCAGUAGGAAACUUUGGUUUACUGGAUAACCACUGCUUCAAACAAUAUUUCCAAAAGUGACCAUUGGCAUGAAGAAAGCAUACAAAAAUUCACAUAAUUCCAAUAACCGGAUAGAUAAACAAAUUUGGCAUUACCGAUUUUUAAAUUCCAGACAUGGAUCACUUAGAGAAUCUCGUACCAGAAAUUUGAGAAAAUUUAUGAAAAGUGACGUAAUGUAAUAAACCAUCAAACACAUCGCGGGGGAGAAAGAAUACGCGAGUAAUUCAAUCCACAUUUCUUGCUCUCUUACUCCCUGAAAUUUUUAAAGGCAUUAAGAAUCGAUCCUUCUCUCUUACCAGCAGCAGCUGCUUCACUGCCAUUCGGCACUAAGGAUGAAGCGCAUGAUCUUGGAACCGAAAGUCAUUUAAGUGCUCUAUAUGCGGACGCAUCACGAUAAUUGGCGCGAUUAUUAACGGCAGAUUCACCUCCAUCCAUCCCUUCGCCCUUCUCUUGGGAGUAGGAGUAUAUAGCGCUGCUUCGCGCGAUGCGAUCCGACCGGUGCUCAGUUAUAUUUUUCGAGGGUCUUCUUUAAAUUAAUAUGAGCGGGAUUCAAAGCCUAUAGACAAAAUGUUCGAACAAGUCGGAGUUGAGGCAGUUGGAUCACUGAAAAUCUCCGCCGUUUUUAUUUUACAAUGUCGGGUGUCAAAGAAAAAUCUACCUUCAAGGAAUGCGAAGGCCUGGCUCCCCUUCCCGGAGUGAAGAUGAACGCGUAUUUAGGCACUAAUGCUCAAUAAUAGCUUCCAUAAGUUAAAUGCUUCUGAACAAAUCAAAAUAAGGUCAGAGGAAAAAGCGUAGUGAUGUUUACAAUUUGUAGAUGGCAUUUUCCUAGCUUUGAAAAAUGCCUGAAGUUGUCAUGGCAGUUCCUCAGCUUUCUGGAAUACCAAAGGGAUCAUCAGAAUCGGUGGACUCUCUCUACCUCUCUAUAGUGAUUCCCUCAGUGAUCUAAACGUAGAAUAUAUAUUUUUUCUAAUAAUGUAGAUCCGGCGCUUCAACAAAAUAAGUUUCCUCAUAACGAUUUACUUUUGUUAGCUACUUCAGUGCGAGUUCACUUUAAUUUUCUCAGGGUAAUCGGCGUUUCGCUGUUUCCAUGAACUUCAAUUAGACGUCAUGCCUAUGAGAAAAAAUCUAUCCUUUUUGGAUAUGUGUAUCUCCCUUCUAGGUGUCGCUCUUGAAAGGUGAGCCAGCAAUUCUUCUUCCGACAGCCGAUUGAUGGAAGAGUGACAAAUGAGCUUCAAGCGUUUUAAUGAUGGAUACAGAUGAUUUUAAUCUUUCACCAGUGAUAUCUGUUUGGAUGUUUCUAAGAAAAAAACCUGCGAAUGAUAGUGAUGAAUACGAGUUGGAUAUUUAAAACGUG
Messenger RNA from Notodromas monacha, 2948 nucleotides. The record is from the annotation of a GenBank genome assembly. Lineage: Eukaryota; Metazoa; Arthropoda; Ostracoda; Podocopida; Cyprididae.